AUGCGACGCGUCGAGCAUGUGCCGCACGCAUUCCAAGCACCGGUGGAUGUCCACGCCAGUGCAGAUGGCCAGGUGUACAUGUUCAAGAGGAAAGCCAAUGGCACGGCUGCAUCGUCAGAUGACGAGGAGGAGCUCGGUCUGAUGGAAAUGAGACCUAGGAUACUCCAAGAGACAGAGCAGGACAGGAUGGCUAAUUUCCACUUUUUGGAACGGGACUUACUGGACGACGACAAUCUCAACAAGCUGGCUUUGCAAUACGGAUGUAAGGUGGCAGACAUAAAGCGAGCGAACAACCUUAUACAGGAGCAGGAUUUAUUUGCACUGAAAAGCAUCAAAAUUCCAGUUCCGAAGCACAGCUUUUUAAUGGAAUCAAUCACAGAUAUGAGUGACUCCUUAGAGGAAACACCAGUCAAGGUACAGCCGCAUAGAAAACAAGUUAUGGACUUCCUCAUUGAAGUGGACAACGACACGGAGAAGCUGAUCCCUCCCACAGAUGACUGCGACGUGGACCUGUUGGACGUUGGACCCAAAGGGUCCACCCUCAAAGGACACAAGGGCCAGGGAGCAGACUGGGGCAUCCAGUGGUGGAACGCCGUGGUGGCCAUGCUGCUUAUAGGAAUUGUCCUGCCCUUGUUUUACGUCAUUUACUUCAAAACCAAACACAGCGGAGGGGCCGCGUCAGAGGAUGGCACAGUCACGUCGUCCUUUGUCACGUCUAACAACACCUUUGGUACCGGUGGACCUGAGCCAGGAUAG
Messenger RNA from Nerophis lumbriciformis (worm pipefish), 756 nucleotides. The record is from RefSeq and is a predicted model, not a curated record. NCBI's taxonomy places the organism in Eukaryota, Metazoa, Chordata, Actinopteri, Syngnathiformes, Syngnathidae.